AGUCUUAAUGAAAUAUUCAGGUCAUAACAAUCACCAUUAUAUGUGACACAGAAAUGAAAUGGCAAAAUUGUGUGGAUGCAAAGGCAUUCGCACUUGUCUUCUUUGCGAGAAGGAAUUUGGUAUCAAACCCCGUGGACCUGCCAGUCUUACGGAUCCGAGAGAGACACAUAUUUACUGCCCCCUCUGUAACUUAGCUUGGCGUGGUUAUGAUAUGAAUGCAUGGAAGACUCAUCCCCACCAUGAGGGAACUCCAUUCAGUCUCCCUGGUGUGUUCUUACUGGUUUCUAUUCCACAGCCUGAUUUCCUGACACAGGAGGAGGCAGAUGCCCUAAUGGAAGGUAUGGAUGCAUUACCAUGGAGUACUUCUCAGAGUGGGAGGAGCAAGCAGAACUUUGGUCCAAAAUGCAACUUCAAAAAACAGAAGUUGAAACUCGGAUCAUUCCAAGGAUUUCCCUCGUUCUCAGAGUUUGUUCAAGAGAAGCUGUCUUCAGUGCCACUACUAAGUAACUUCAAGACAGUGGAGCAGUGCAACAUGGAAUAUGACCCAAAUCGUGGGGCUUGCAUCGAACCCCAUGUUGAUGACUGUUGGGUGUGGGGGGAAAGAGUGGUCACGUUGAACGUGAUUGGAGAUGCAGUUCUCACUGUGACCCCAUAUUGUGGAGACAGAUCAAAGUAUAACUUGAACUGGAGAACAGACUACAACCCUUUGACAUCAGAGGUAAAGAACAACACUAUUGAGAAGACUCAAGCCGUGAUUCGCAUUCCAUUGCUGGCUCGUUCUCUUGUGGUCUUGACCGGAGCAGCAAGAUAUGACUGGGAGCACUCUGUCCUUCGAGAGGAUGUCCGGGAGAGACGGGUCUGCAUUGCCUAUCGAGAGUUCACUCCUUGGUUCCUGCCGGGGGGACGUUUCUAUGAGGAAGUGGGCAAAGAUGUCCUUCAGGCUGCUUGCAACUUCUUCUGAUUGUUUUUUAUUUUAGGAUUCUGUUAUGAUGCUUUUACAUUCACAAUCACUUGUGAUUACUAUAUACUAUUUAUCAAGGUUAAUCUUCUCUUGUUCUCUGUUGCCUGUGAUUAUAUGAAAAGAAUGUGAAACUCAGAAAGGAAGAUAUUUCAUUGAAUUCCAAUCCAUCAGAACAUAAUUCAUUCAUUUUUUGGCCCCUCACUGAGGAGCGGAGUUCCUGCUCCCACAGACAUUUGUGUAACCAGCAAUGCUUCAACGUGAAUAAAACAAACA
Messenger RNA from Darwinula stevensoni, 1234 nucleotides. The record is from the annotation of a GenBank genome assembly. Lineage: Eukaryota; Metazoa; Arthropoda; Ostracoda; Podocopida; Darwinulidae.